AUGGUGGCAACUGUUGGACUUGUAUUUGUUGUUUAUCGGUUUACUAUAGUUUUGCACAUAUUAAGGGCUUUAUUAACCAGUUCAAUCUCUUCACAAGUGCACGCAAUUUUGAGCCUUCAGAAUCGAGUUGAUGGUAAAACAAUUAAGGCGCAAAUAUGGGAUACUGCUGGCCAAGAAAGGUAUAGAGCUAUAACAUCCGCCUAUUAUAGAGGAGCUGUUGGUGCUCUCUUAGUUUAUGACAUUGCAAAGCACCCAACUUAUGAAAAUGUAGAACGUUGGUUACGAGAGCUAAGAGAUCAUGCUGAUCAGAAUAUAGUGAUAAUGCUUGUGGGAAACAAAUCUGAUCUGAGACAUUUGAGGGCUGUGCCUACAGAUGAAGCGAAGGUGUUUGCUGAACGAAAUGGUUUGAGUUUCAUAGAAACCUCAGCUCUUGAUUCUACUAAUGUGGAAACAGCCUUUCAAAAUAUCCUUACAGAGAUCUACAGAAUUGUUUCCCAGAAGCAAAUACGUGAUCCUCCAGAGGGUGAUGUUAUCAGGCCACAAAAUGUAGAGCCAAUUGAUGUUAAACCUACUGUCAAUCCGGACAGUGUCCGCAAGCAAUGCUGCCAAUAACCAAAUAUCUAUAGUAUUCAUGGCUAUUGGAUAAAUGGGGAGAGUUUGGCAUAUCUCGUCUGUGAGUGACCACAUAUCUCACAUAAUUCAUAAUUUAUGUGUAUAUUGUGGACGCAAAAUAAAUAGUUACAAUGAAUGUUCAUAACAGACUUAUUUUCUUCCGAAUAUCAUCUGGACAAUAUUUAAUUUU
Ctenocephalides felis (cat flea) is the source of this 802-nucleotide messenger RNA. Its product is annotated as ras-related protein Rab-11A-like. Gene Ontology annotation, biological process: exocytosis. Gene Ontology annotation, molecular function: GTP binding; GTPase activity. The record is from RefSeq and is a predicted model, not a curated record. Gene Ontology annotation, cellular component: recycling endosome. Lineage: Eukaryota; Metazoa; Arthropoda; Insecta; Siphonaptera; Pulicidae. Bases 1 to 612 code for a protein of 203 amino acids. The transcript is spliced from 6 exons.